CAUCGAAAGCUCAGCCAAACAGCUGAUCAUAGCUGUACAGGGCCGGUUUUUAUUUCUCAUCUCCAUAAAUAUAUCUAGUAGUAGAGCUAAAUGGCGUAAAUGUCCCGCAGGCCGGCAGUUUGAGAGGACUGAUUUAAAGGGACACACAAAAUUGAGCAUUUUGCUCACCCUUAAAAAGUGACAAAUUUAACAUGCUGUAAAAAAUUAUCUGUAUGGUAUUUUGAACUAAAACUUCACAUACACACUCUGGGGACAUCAGAGAUUUAUUUUACAUCUUGUAAAAGUGGCAUUAUAUGACCCCUUUAAGAAGUCAUAAUUUAGAUAAAGUGAAAUUGAAUAAAAUGAGAGAAAGUUGCAGUUAUUUAUUGGUUUAGUAAGUGAAACAAAUUAAAAAAAAAAAGAAAAAGAAAAAAAAAAUGUUUCUUUUUUAAUUUUUGCAUUUGCAUUGGUAUGGUCUAAAACCUGUAAAGCAUUACACAGACUGAGGUAUUGUGGAUCUCUAGGGCAUGAACAAAGAAAUACUGCAAUAAAACAUUUGUCUGUGCAAAAUAUUGUUUGAAAUAUAGCUAAAAAUGAUACAAAUGUCUUCGAAUAAAUAAGCCAGCUCAUGUGACUUUCCAUGAAAUCUGCUUAAAUAAUUUUGAGAAAACAACUUUUAUAUUUCCACCGUUCCACCAGUCUGUAUUAUAUUUUCAGUGAGGUUUGUUAGAUAAAAAAAAAAAAAAAAAAAUCACCACAUGAUUACAUACAUUUGUUCAUUAUGUGCUCUUGAUGAGCCUAACAAACACUAUAUAAACAAACGCAUCAUCAUCAGAAGAGUAAGGGAGGGCCCAGAGUCUCUGUGAUGCUUGUCUUUGGGUUCUUGCUGCUCUGCAGCAUUAAAACAAAGGGGGAAAAGGCUAACUGUAGAAUUAUAGGGCAACCAGAGUACCCCCUGCUUUCCAAGGAUGGAGACAUUAUCAUUGGAGGAGCUUUUUCAAUUCACAGCAAAAUAAAUUUGGAAAUGCCAUCAUUUACAGAAAAACCUCAUCGUCUAUUGUGCACCAGCCUUAAUUUGAGAGAAUUCCGCUUUGCUCAGACCAUGAUCUUUGCCAUUGAGGAAAUUAACAGCAAACAGACGUUACUCCCAAACAUUUUGAUUGGAUACCAAAUAUUUGACAGCUGUGGUUCCACAUUAGCCUCUAUGAGGUCAUCAGUGGCUCUGAUAAAUGGUCAGGAGUUGACAGCAGAACACACCUGCCCUGGAAAAACAUCAGUUAAAGCUAUUAUUGGAGAAUCUGAGUCUUCCUCAACCAUUGUACUGUCCAGAGCAACAGGGCCCUUCAAGAUUCCUGUGAUUAGCCAUUUUGCUACCUGUGCCUGCCUGAGCAACAGAAAGCAGUUUCCUUCUUUCUUCAGGACUAUUCCUAGUGAUUACUACCAGAGCAGAGCACUGGCCCAGCUAGUCAAACACUUCGGCUGGACAUGGGUUGGAGCAGUGAGAAGUGAUAAUGAGUAUGGAAACAAUGGCAUGGCAACCUUUGUAGAAGAAGCUGAGCGAGAAGGAGUAUGCAUUGAGUAUUCAGAGGCCAUAUCAAGGACAAAUUCCAAAGAGAAGACUGCUAAGGUUGUUGAAGCAAUAAAAAGGGGCACUGCUAAAGUUCUUGUGGCAUUUCUGGCACAGGGUGAAAUGGAUGUGUUACUGGAAGAAAUUAUCAGGCAAAAUGUAACUGGGCUACAGUGGGUAGGCAGUGAAUCCUGGAUAACAGCGAGAUACUUGGCAACAGAGAGAGUUUCAAAAGUUCUUGCUGGAGCAGUUGGCUUUGCAAUUAGCAAGUCAAAAAUCCCAGGCCUGAAAGAAUUUCUGCUUAAGGUUAAUCCAUCUCAGAACCCUUCAAAUGCUCUUCUGAAGGAAUUUUGGGAGAUGACAUUUGGAUGCCGUCUCUCUUCAACAAUCAGUUCUGAAGUGGAGUAUGAAAAGUUUUGUGAUGGAUCUGAAAAUCUGAGUAAUGUGAGUAAUGCAUUCACAGAUGUAUCUGAACUAAGGAUUUCAAAUAAUGUAUAUAAGGCAGUCUACGCUAUAGCUUAUGCACUUCAUAACACAAUCGCUUGCAAAACCUCAGACAGUUCACUUGAAAACAUAACAUGUGGAAAUAAGGAUUUAAUUGUUUCCAGCCAAGUACUGCAGUCCCUUCAAAAUGUGAAUUUCACAAUGGCCUCAGGUCAGAAAGUAUACUUUGACAAAAAUGGAGACCCUACGGCAAGAUAUGAGCUAAUAAACUGGCAGAAAAAUGGAGCAGGGGAAACAAAUUUUAUCACUGUAGGACACUAUGAUGCCUCACUACCCAGUGAACAGCAGUUUGUCAUGAAUUCUAUCAAUAUAAUUUGGGAAGGAGACAGUUACCUGAAACCAAGCUCACUGUGCAGUGAGAGAUGCCAGCCAGGUUUCAGACAAGCUGUGAUUAAAGGGAGACCAGUGUGCUGCUUUGAAUGUUUGCGGUGCCCUUCUGGAGAAAUCAGCAACACUACUGAUUCUGCUGAAUGCAUCAAAUGUCCUUUAGAGUACUGGUCAAACGAAAACCACAGUAUGUGUGUUCUCAAGAAGGUGGAGUUCCUUUCAUUCGAGGAAAACAUGGGGAUACUUUUGUCUGCAUUCUCAUUAACCGGGGUGUCUUUAACAAUUGCAGUUGCACUGGUGUUUUACAACUUCAUAGAUACACCUCUUGUGAAGGCCAGCAAUGCAGAGCUGAGCUUCCUGCUUCUCUUCUCAUUGUCUCUGUGUUUUCUCUGUUCACUUACUUUUAUCGGUCAACCUACUGAGUGGUCCUGUAUGUUGCGUCACACAGCAUUCGGGAUCACUUUUGCCCUUUGUACGUCUUGUGUUCUGGCAAGGACAAUAGCAGUGGUAAUGGCCUUCAAGGCCACAGUGCCUGGAUCAAGUGUCCCUCAGUGUUCAUUGCCUUUACAAAGAAUUAGUGUUUUCUGUUGUACUCUUUUUCAGGUAAUAAUAUGUACCCUGUGGCUGGUAUUAGCCCCUCCAAUGCCAUAUAAAAAUAUUACUCAUUCAUUAGAUAAAAUAAUACUUGAAUGUGAUCUAGGCUCAGCUAUAGGUUUCUGGGCUGUACUGGUUUAUAUAGGGUUGCUCUCUGUCCUAUGUUUCAUUUUGGCUUUUCUGGCUCAAAAGCUGCCAGAUAACUUCAAUGAAGCCAAAUACAUCACAUUCAGUAUGCUCAUAUUUUGUGCUGUUUGGAUCGCGUUUAUCCCAGCUUAUGUCAGUUCUCCUGGAAAAUUCACUGUAGCUGUGGAGAUAUUUGCCAUCUUAGCUUCUAGUUUUGGUUUGUUAUUUUGUAUAUUUACACCAAAGUGCUACAUUAUCUUACUGAAGCCAGAGCAAAACACAAGGAAACAUAUCAUGGGCAAAACCCAUAAUAAAUCACAAUAAAUGUAUUAUCCACUUUCAAAGCAAUUUACACUAGAACCAUGUAAUUUAACUUUAAAUACAAAUGUAAGUUCACACUUUAUUAAUUCAAAUAAAAAACUUCUAAUAUAACACCUAUAAUACCCCCCCCCCCCC
Ctenopharyngodon idella (grass carp) is the source of this 3553-nucleotide messenger RNA. RefSeq names its product extracellular calcium-sensing receptor. Gene Ontology annotation, molecular function: G protein-coupled receptor activity. Gene Ontology annotation, biological process: G protein-coupled receptor signaling pathway. The record is from RefSeq and is a predicted model, not a curated record. Gene Ontology annotation, cellular component: membrane. The transcript has 6 exons. NCBI's taxonomy places the organism in Eukaryota, Metazoa, Chordata, Actinopteri, Cypriniformes, Xenocyprididae. The coding region runs from base 845 to 3421 and encodes 858 amino acids.